AUUCAUUGGUGUAUUUCGAUAUAAGGGAAUUCCCACCAAGCAAGGCUGUGCACCGUGCAGACAGCCAUUUUCUUGUGUUUUGACGUUUAGACAGUAUUCAACCCAUCAUCAUAAACAAGUAACAAAGUAUUUAGAAACAUGAGGUGGAAAACCUUUUACCUGGGACUUUUCUGCGUGUUUUUAGUGGCGGGUGUUUGCUCAGCAGCUGAUGAAGAAGGGGACGUGACAUUAGAGGAUGACAUUGGAAAGAGUCGUGAUGGUUCCAGGACAGACGAUGAAGCAGUGCAGAGGGAAGAGGAGGCAAUCAAGUUAGAUGGACUGAAUGUCGCUCAAAUGAAGGAACUACGGGAAAAGGCGGAGAAACAUGUAUUCCAGGCGGAGGUCAACCGUAUGAUGAAACUUAUCAUCAACUCCCUCUACAAAAACAAAGAGAUUUUCUUGAGAGAGUUGAUCUCCAAUGCUUCUGACGCUUUGGAUAAAAUCCGUUUCCUGUCACUUACGGAUAAAUCGGCUCUGUCAGCAACAGAAGAACUCAGCAUCAAGAUUAAGGCUGACAAAGACAACCAUGUCCUGCAUGUCACAGACACUGGAAUCGGUAUGACUCACAACGAUCUGAUCAACAACCUCGGUACCAUCGCACGAUCCGGCACCAGCGAGUUCCUGACCAAACUCGGUGAAGCUCAUUCUCAGACUGAGAUGUCCGAUCUCAUUGGACAGUUUGGAGUCGGUUUCUAUUCAUCUUUCUUGGUUGCUGACCGUGUGAUUGUGACCUCAAAGAACAACGAUGAUGAGCAGUAUGUCUGGGAGUCUGACUCCGAGAGCUUCUCUGUUGUGAAGGACCCCCGAGGAAACACUCUGGGCAGAGGAACCACAAUUAGUCUUCACCUGAAGGAGGAGGCUCAUGACUUCCUGGAGGAGAAUACAGUCAAGGACUUGGUGAAGAAAUAUUCUCAGUUCAUUAACUUCCCCAUCUACAUCUGGGCUAGCAAGACUGAAGAAGUUGAGGAGCCUCUUGAAGAGGAGGAAGAGAAGAAAGAGGAAGCCACCAAGGAUGAGGACAAGGAGGAAGAUGAGGAAGGAAAGGUUGAGGAGGAGAAGGAUGAGGACAAACCUAAGACCAAGAAAGUCUCCAAGACUGUGUGGGACUGGGAACUGAUGAACAGUGUCAAACCUAUAUGGACCAGAAAAACUGAUGAUGUAAGUGAUGAUGAGUACAACGAGUUUUACAAAUCCAUCUCCAAGGACAGUGAGCAGCCCCUGGCUAGGACCCAUUUCACCGCAGAAGGAGAGGUCACCUUCAAAUCCAUCCUGUAUGUCCCCAAGGCCUCCCCCCAUGACAUGUUCUCAAACUACGGAAAGAAAUUGGAAUCCAUCAAGAUGUAUGUCAGAAGAGUUUUUAUCACUGAUGACUUUGAAGACAUGAUGCCCAAAUACCUCAGCUUUGUCAAGGGAGUUGUGGACUCUGAUGAUCUACCUCUGAAUGUUUCCCGUGAGACCCUGCAACAACACAAACUCCUGAAGGUCAUCAAGAAGAAGUUGGUCAGAAAGACACUGGACAUGAUCAAGAAAAUCGGCAAGGACGACUACGAGAAGUUCUGGAAGGAGUACUCCACAAACAUUAAACUGGGAGUGAUUGAGGACCAGUCCAACAGAACUCGUCUGGCCAAACUGCUUAGGUUCUACUCCUCCAACUCUGACACGGAACAGACCAGUCUGCCCGACUACAUCGAGAGGAUGAAGGAGAAACAAGAGGCCAUAUACUUCGUUGCUGGAACCAGCAGGAGCGAGGUUGAGAAAUCUCCAUUUGUGGAACGCCUUCUGAAAAAGGGAUACGAAGUCCUCUUCCUUGUGGAGCCUGUUGAUGAAUACUGCAUCCAAUCUCUCCCAGAGUUUGAAGGCAAGAAAUUCCAAAAUGUUGCCAAGGAAGGACUGACAAUUGAUGACUCUGAAAAGGCCAAGGAGCGCAAGGAAGCCAUGGAGAAAGAAUAUGAACCAUUGACAAAAUGGCUGCAGGAACUUGACUCUCUGAAGGAGAAGAUCAGCAAGGCUACAGUGUCUGACAGACUAACAAAGUCUCCCUGUGCCCUGGUAGCUAGCACCUAUGGCUGGUCAGGAAACAUGGAAAGGAUCAUGAGAUCCCAAGCAUAUGCCAAACAGCAGGAUCCUUCUCAACAAUUUUACUCAACCCAGAAGAAAACUUUAGAAAUCAACCCCAGACAUCCUUUGAUUAAAGAGCUGAAAUCACGAGUUGAUGCCAAUGCUGACGAUCAGAUUGCCAAAGACCUUGCUGUAGUCAUGUUUGAGACAGCCACCCUCCGGUCAGGAUUUGCUCUGCAAGACUCUGCUGGGUUCGCUGAGAGGGUAGAACAUAUGCUGAGAGAAGCCAUGAGCAUUCCUCAAGAUGCCAAAAUUGAAGAUGAGCCUGAAGAUGACGAGGCAGUGGAAGAAGAUAAACCAGAAGAGGUUGGUGAUGAGGAUGAAGAUGACAAGUUUUCGUGUGGAUCAAACUGUCAACCAAGGAGAAAAUUACUUUGGUUCGGUGAUGAUAAGGACAAGGAUACUGACGGAGAUGGUAUACCUGACCAUCUUGAUGACGACGAUGACAACGAUGGGAUUCCCGAUAGCAAAGACAACGACGACGAUGGCGAUGGAAUAAGCGAUGACAAAGAAUACUGCGACAAAGACGGGUGCAAAACCUUGAAAGAUUCCGAUGGGGAUGGAAUUCCCGAUCACCUGGACGAUGAUGAUGAUGGCGAUGGGAUUCCCGACGAUAAGGAAAAAGACACAGAUGGCGAUGGGAUUCCUGAUUAUUUGGAUGAUGAUGACGAUGGGGAUGGGAUUCCAGACGAUAAAGACAACGAUGAUGAUGGGGACGGGGUACCAGACAAUAUGGAGGACACAGAUGGAGAUGGAAUCCCUGAUCAUUUGGAUAAGGAUGAUGAUGGAGAUGGCAUUCCAGAUGACAAAGAGAAGGAUACGGAUGGUGACGGAAUUCCAGACUAUCUAGAUGACGAUGAUGAUAAUGAUGGGAUCCCUGACUCCCAGGACAAAGACGAUAAUGGAAAUGGUAUUCCAGAUCAUUUAGAAGUCGACAGUGAUGGAGAUGGAAUUCCAGAUUACCUCGAUGAUGAUGAUGAUAAUGACGGGAUCCCUGACCAUUUGGACAAGGACGACAAAGAGAAAGACACUGAUGGUGACGGAAUUCCAGAUUAUCUAGAUGACGACGAUGAUAAUGAUGGAAUUCCUGACGUUGAUGAUGACGAUGCCGAUGGCGAUGGUAUUCCUGAUAAACUUGAAAUUGAUACAGAUGGUGAUGGGAUACCAGAUUACUUGGAUAAUGAUGAUGAUGGGGAUGGAAUUCCUGACUCUGAAGAUAAAGACGAUGAUGGCGACGGAAUUCCAGAUGACAAGGAAAAAGAUACAGACGGUGACGGUAUCCCGGAUUAUCUUGAUGAUGAUGACGAUGGAGAUGGUAUUCCAGAUAGUGAAGACAAAGAUGAUGAUGGGGAUGGUAUUCCUGAUGACAAAGAAAAAGAUACAGAUGGAGAUGGCAUUCCAGAUUAUCUCGAUAAUGAUGACGAUGGUGAUGGAAUUCCAGAUAGUUUGGACAAUGAUGAUGAUGGUGACGGAAUAACUGAUGAUAAGGAAAAAGACACUGAUGGAGAUGGAAUUCCAGAUUACUUAGACGAUGAUGACGAUAAUGAUGGUAUUCCAGACUCAGAGGAUGAUGAUGCCGAUGGAAAUGGCAUUCCUGAUUACAAGGAAAAAGACACAGAUGGUGAUGGUAUUCCAGACUACUUAGAUGACGAUGAUGAUAAUGACGGAAUUCCUGAUCAUCUUGAUAAUGACGAUGAUGGAGAUGGAAUCCCAGAUGACAAGGAGAAAGACACAGAUGGUGAUGGAAUUCCAGAUUACUUAGACGACGAUGAUGAUGGUGAUGGAAUUCCCGAUGAUAAAGACAACGAUGAUGAUGGAGAUGGAAUCCCGGAUAACCAGGAAGACUCAGACGGUGAUGGAAUUCCAGAUAGCCUAGAUAAAGAUGAUGACGGCGACGGAAUACCCGAUGACCAAGAGAUUGACACGGAUGGUGACGGAAUACCGGAUUAUUUAGAUGAUGACGACGACAAUGAUGGGAUUCCAGAUCAUCUAGAUGAUGAUGAUGACGGCGAUGGUAUUCCAGAUUAUAAAGAGAUAGAUACUGAUGGUGAUGGUAUUCCAGAUUAUCUGGAUGACGAUGACGAUAAUGAUGGUAUUCCAGAUAGUCAAGACUCGGAUGCUAAUGGAAAUGGCAUUCCAGAUUAUAUGGAAAAAGAUACCGACGGAGAUGGAAUUCCCGAUUAUCUAGAUGAUGAUGAUGAUAAUGACGGUAUUCCAGAUGAUCAAGAUGAUGACGACGAUGGUGACGGUAUUCCGGAUAGCAAAGAAGACACUGAUGGCGAUGGUAUUCCUGAUUAUCUAGACAAUGACAGUGACGGGGACGGUAUCCCCGAUAAACUGCCCGACUCUGAUGGAGACGGCGUUCCUGAUAAAUUUGAUAAUGACGAUGAUGGUGAUGGAAUCCCGGAUGAUAAGGAGAAAGACACAGAUGGUGAUGGCAUUCCAGAUUAUCUUGACCAUGAUGAUGAUGGUGAUGGUAUUCCAGAUGCUCAAGACAAUGAUGAUGAUGGUGAUGGUAUUCCAGAUGACAAAGAGAAAGACACAGAUGGAGAUGGAAUUCCAGAUUACUUGGACGAUGAUGAUGAUGGUGAUGGUAUUCCAGAUUCUCAAGACAAUGAUGAUGAUGGUGAUGGUAUUCCAGAUGACAAACAGAAAGACACAGAUGGAGAUGGAAUUCCAGAUUACUUGGACGAUGAUGAUGAUGGUGAUGGUAUUCCAGAUGCUCAAGACAAUUAUGAUGAUGGUGAUGGUAUUCCAGAUGACAAACAGAAAGACACAGAUGGUGAUGGUAUUCCAGAUUAUCUUGACGAUGAUGAUGAUGGUGAUGGUAUUCCAGAUUCUCAAGACAAUGAUGAUGAUGGCGAUGGAAUUCCAGAUGAUAAGGAGAAAGACACAGAUGGUGAUGGUAUUCCAGAUUAUCUUGACGAUGAUGAUGAUGGUGAUGGUAUUCCAGAUUCUCAAGACAAUGAUGAUGAUGGUGAUGGUAUUCCAGAUGACAAAGAGAAAGACACAGAUGGAGAUGGAAUUCCAGAUUACUUGGACGAUGAUGAUGAUGGUGAUGGUAUUCCAGAUGCUCAAGACAAUGAUGAUGAUGGCGAUGGAAUCCCUGAUGACAAAGAAAAAGACACAGAUGGAGACGGAAUUCCGGAUUAUUUAGACAAUGAUGAUGAUGGCGAUGGAAUUCCAGAUGAUAAAGAAAAAGACACUGAUGGUGAUGGAAUUCCAGAUUACUUGGACGAUGAUGAUGAUGGUGAUGGUAUUCCAGAUUCUAAAGAUAAUGAUGAUGAUGGCGAUGGAAUCCCUGAUGACAAAGAGAAAGACACGGAUGGAGAUGGAAUUCCAGAUUACUUAGACGAUGAUGAUGAUGGCGAUGGAAUACCUGAUAAAUUAGAUAGUAAUUAUGAUGUUAUAGACAAAGAGGUGGAUACUGAUGGCGACGGAAUACCUGAUUAUUUAGAUGAUGACGAUGAUAAUGAUGGUAUUCCUGAUAGCCAAGACGCUGAUGCCAAUGGAAACGGAAUUCCAGAUUUUAUGGAGAAGGAUACUGAUGGUGAUGGUAUCCCGGAUUACUUGGACGAUGAUGACGAUAAUGAUGGCAUCCCGGAUGAUGAAGACGAUGACGAUGAUGGUGAUGGCAUACCAGAUGACCAAGAGGAUGCUGAUGGUGAUGGAAUUCCAGACUAUUUGGAUACAGAUAGUGAUGGAGAUGGAGUUCCAGACAAACUUCCAGACUUAGACGGUGAUGGCAUUCCAGAUAAAUUUGAUAAAGAUGAUGACGGUGACGGAAUUCCAGAUGUUCGAGAAGGCAAGCGUAUAAAUCCUUCAUCCAAAGUAUCUCAAUCUAAAACUAAUAAUCCAAAAUCUAAGACUAAAAGUGAUGAUGAUGAUGAUGACGAUGAUGAUGAUGAAAACGAUAGCCAACAAUCUUUAUUUUCUAGAAUUGUGACCGCCGUAAAGGAAAUGGUUUUACCGAGCGAUGUGUCUUCUGAGGAUAAAUCAAGGAAUCUUAAGAAAAAUCCUAAUCCAACACGAAUCAAGAACAAAGGAAAACAAUUAAAAGGACAUGAAGAAGAAUUAGAUCUCGUAGACUUGGUAAAGAGUGCAUUUUCUGAAAAUAAAGAUAAAAAUGACAAUCAAAAGGAAAAAGCUAAACAAAGAAAUGUGUCUUAAUUUUUUUAAUUUUUUUUUGUGUAGUUUGAUGGCAUUAUUGAAUUUAAUCUACUUUAAAGUUUAAUUUAUAAGAUUAAUUUUUUUAAGUUUCGAAUUUAAAGGAUAAACUGCCUUAAUAUAAUAUGUACAUGUUGGUGGAUAAAACUCCUAAAAGAGGAUAUCAAGAUCUCAACUCACUAGUUUAAUUUUGUUGUAAUUGCGUUUGUGUGGGAUUUUUUUUUUUCUCAUGUUAUUUCAAACAUGUAUGAUAAUUUAGAAAGUUUUUUUUUUCUCGUAUGUAUCUACAAUAGUUCAUCAGAUAGCUUCAUAAAACAUUCCUCCUAAGAAAUUUAUCAUUUUCCUAGCUUAUAUUUAUUUCUAAAGUUUAUGUUGGAAUAUCAAAUGCCUUUUAUGUAUACCUUUGUUGUUUACCUAUGUAUAUCAAUUCAUAAUUUAAAAAACGUCACAAUUUGAAAGAAUAUUUUAUGGUUUAUUAAUAUGUUAUACUUUAAGUUCAUAUACAUUUAUACUUAAUUACAUUUAUUGUUUCUUAUGAUAUUUUGGUUUAUACAAUAGUGUUUUCAAUUUUUAAUUUUGCAUUGAAUUGCAUAUAUCUUUAACCUUAAAAUGUUAAUAAGCUAGUUAUUGAUAUUUAAUAUCAUUACAGUACCAAUCAGACCCAACCUAACACCAGAGUAAACCCCAUGUAAACCCCGAGUUUACUUUUCUGGAUUUACCUUUUGAAAAUCUGGGUCCACUCGGGCUUACUUUGGGUUCGCUCUGGGUGUACUUUGGGUUAACUCGAGAAUUGCGUUUUAGGUCAACUGUACGCUCUGAAGUGUGAAGCAGACCCAUCAUUUAUCUUAUCAUCUUACUGCCUGUAAUUCCUGCCCCUUGUAUAUUCCGAAUACACUAUUUGCGUCUGCUUUCAGGGGUAUACUUCUGAUCGGGGUUUACUUUCUGUGUUCACUCUGGGUUUACUUUGGGUUUACUCUAGAUCUGCGUCCACUCUAGUAAACCCGGAGUAAACCCAGAAUGUAAUCCCGGGGUUUAGUUGUGGUUUACUUUCUGUUAUGUUAGGUCUUAUCGGUACUGUAUUUUCCAAUGUAGUUGCGUAUUUUUUUUUCACAAUCUUGUAUUGUUCGUUACAUGCGUUGUUUACAAGUCCCUUUUUUGUAACUAACUGUAAACAUUGGGCAUUCAAAAUUAUACAGGUACAUGUACACUUAUAAGUACGAAAAUACUGUAAAAUAUUUUUUUUCCUUCGUUUAUCCUUUGACAGUCCAGUACUGGUUGUAUUUUGUUUAAUUAUCAUAGAAAUAUUUAAAUUUCAGUUAAUUUCAAUUCAUGCAUGGCUCCUACAUAUAAGAACUAGUAUCAAAAUAGACAUUUAUUCAGUUUAAGUUCUAUAUUUUAGAAUGUCGAAGUACUAUCAGGUCUCAACAAUCAAUGACUUAAUUUAUUGCUCAAAAAUAUGUUGUUAAUUACAUUUUUGUGUGCCAUAAAUAUGAUACAGUUACAAAUAUAUUUAGAUUUUAUUUGUAUAUAAACCAGCUUGAAGUCACCUCCUAAAGUUUUGCUAUGUUUUUGGUUUUGUUUUUAAUAUCAGAUAUUCAUGUACUGCUUUAAUUCCUUUACAUUUUAUGCUUUUAGUUUGUUAUUGCUACUUAUUAUCAAUGCCUCAAUAUCCUGUUAAUCCUGGAUUCUAAUGUUGUACUCAUGAUUUUUUUUAAUAAAGCAGGCCAGGAUGUUAAAAAUCUUCGUAAUCUGCUAUUUGCGUGCAUGGGAUAAAGAGUGAAUGGUUCGAACAACACUCAUGUUAUUUUUCUUGAUAUGUGUAUCAAAACUUACCAUUGCUAUAUAUUUGGGUAAUUUUCUAGUAGCUUUUUACAUGAAAGAGUAAUUUUAUAUACAAAAAACUAAUAAUUAUUAUGAUGAAAAUGAUAACUGUAAUGAUGAUAAUAAUUAUUAUUGGUUUUUUUUAUUAUUAUGAAUGAUGAUAAAACACGUUUUGGAGGUUCUGUGCUAUUUUUAAUGUGGUCAUUUAUAUUCUUGUCAUUUCCUGUGCAUAAGAUAGUUAUAGUUGAACGAUUUUUUUGGUUGGAAUAUUUAAAUAUUUAAAAAUUGAAAAUAAACCAUUAUUAUGA
This is a messenger RNA of Magallana angulata, 8453 nucleotides long. Its product is annotated as serine-aspartate repeat-containing protein I-like. Gene Ontology annotation, molecular function: ATP binding; calcium ion binding; ATP-dependent protein folding chaperone. The transcript has 17 exons. The record is from RefSeq and is a predicted model, not a curated record. NCBI's taxonomy places the organism in Eukaryota, Metazoa, Mollusca, Bivalvia, Ostreida, Ostreidae. Gene Ontology annotation, biological process: protein folding. Bases 139 to 6327 code for a protein of 2062 amino acids.